AUGGAAGUCGAAACCGUCAUACUUCCCUGUGAUCCAUACUCCAUAUCUUUCGAAGAGCACGGGGAGAACGUGAUACCCGUCAUAUCCUCCUUAGAUACCCGACGUGCUUUGGAAGAUGCUUGCUCCAUAUUAAAGAAAGGUCUUCAACCAAUAGCUUUCCCAACCGAAACCGUGUACGGUCUUGGUGCACUCGCACUCAACCAUGACGCCGUUUUGAGAAUAUUCUCGACAAAAGGUCGACCAGCGGACAACCCACUGAUCGUACACGUAUCUACGUUAUCCAUGCUCAAACGCAUUCUUCCACCUUCAUACACCCUCUCACCUCUUUACCAAUCACUCAUCAAAUCAUUUUGGCCCGGUCCUUUAACAUUGUUAUUCCCAAUCACCCAUUCAUCUCUGAUCCCAACUUCCGUCACUGCAGGUCACGAAACCGUAGCCAUCCGUAUUCCAUCCCAUCCCAUCGCCAGAGCUCUUAUCGCACUCUGUGACGAACCUCUCGCUGCACCCAGUGCCAAUUCCUCCGGACGUCCAAGUCCCACCCGUGCAGAACAUGUUUAUAGGGAUUUAAAUGGGAAGAUUAAAUGCAUUCUUGAUGGUGGACCUUCUCAGGUCGGACUCGAAAGCACGGAUGGACAUCUACGCGUGUUGAGACCUGGUGGGAUCACGGUUGAACAACUUGAGAGCGUCGUUGCUUCUCACGAUGAGAGUCAAGAUGGUGCAAGAACAAGACAGCCGACGAAGGUCCUGGUUCACAGGAGAGAUUAUAAGGAUGAAGACAUCGAAGCGGCACCAACGACACCUGGAAUGAAGUACCGUCAUUAUGCACCCUCAUCGCCCGUCAUUCUCCUCAUGGACCCUUCGCGACUGAUAGUAGAACUGCCACUAUCGUUAACAGAAACAGGACAGAAACCGAUUGCAGCUCAGACCGUCCGAUCGUUCCUAGCCGCCUUGUUCUCUAGUUCGGACCGUCGUAGUACAAAAUUGGGUCUUCUGCUCACCUCAGACUCGCCUUAUCUCACGCCAUUCAAUGCGGCCCUCUCCACAUGCACCUUCUAUUGCAGGCACGAAUACAAAGUCCAUCUGCUGGGUACAUCCAACACACCCCAGGUCACUGCCCAAAGACUUUUCGAUGGGUUGCUGAGUUUAGACAAUGACGGUGUUGAUGUAAUCAUCGCAGAGAGCAUACCGGAGACACAUGAAGGACUUGCAAUAAUGAAUCGCGUGCGCAAAGCUGCUGGUGAAACGAGAUACGUAUUGCCGGUGGUGGACUAA
Messenger RNA from Cantharellus anzutake, 1272 nucleotides. Its product is annotated as DHBP synthase RibB-like alpha/beta domain-containing protein. Gene Ontology annotation, biological process: regulation of translational fidelity. Bases 1 to 1272 code for a protein of 423 amino acids. Gene Ontology annotation, cellular component: cytoplasm. The transcript is spliced from 2 exons. Gene Ontology annotation, molecular function: tRNA binding; nucleotidyltransferase activity; double-stranded RNA binding. The record is from RefSeq and is a predicted model, not a curated record. Lineage: Eukaryota; Fungi; Basidiomycota; Agaricomycetes; Cantharellales; Hydnaceae.